GAGAUCUCAUAGAUAUGAUAUACGCUUAAGACAUUAUUUAGUAAGACUAGCUGUUACUAGUGUAAAAUAAUGGAAAUUGAACUAUAUGGAUUUAUAUGUUUUAUUUCGUCCUCCAUUGUUUGGAAAAUUUCAGCUAGCGAUAGACCGACCAUUAACACAAAAUAUGUGUCAAAAGAAAAGUUACAGGUUUCGUGCAACGCAAAAGGUUUGGUAAAUUUCAUAUUUAGCCGAAAACGAGCAACAGGUGACUUCAUUAACGUUCUUAAUGGGUUGCCCAAUGGUACUGAAUGCAACAUUAACAAUAUUUUUUGGGGGUUUAAUGCGACAUGUGAUUGUACCUCUGUGAACUAUGUUGUGUGUGUGGUAUAUGAACAGAUAUUUAAUGGCGAUCAAUGGAAAUGCCGAAUGUUAAUCGGAAAUAGUUCAAAUGAAAGCGACCCUGCCGAAGUUACCAGUCACGUUUAUGCAGCCAUCAACAGUUUACGCUGAAGCAAGUUCUACGGAAGAGCCCAACAUAACUUUUAUUUGGAGAGGAACGACCCAAUCGGACAACAUUACGGACAUUACCGUCAAAUCCGUGACGUUAGGUGGACUAAAUGACAGAAUCAAGCCACCGUUGAAUUCCAAAGCUUUUAUGACAGAAUUAGCUCUCAAAAUAGCUGGACCAUUCGUGUUGAUAUACAUGGGAAUGAUGGUGUUCAUUUUUCGACAGAAACUAUGCUCCAGACUCAUAAAAGGAGGCUCAAGUCAAACCGGAUUUUUGCAGUCGAACACAGCGGCACUCCCAGAUGACAGUAUAUAUUCGUUCGCAAACGAAACUGAAUGUGAGCCACGCACAAAUUGUGGCUCACCACGUGUUGAUGAUGGUAUGUGCAUUCCUGAGAUGCCAACAGAGGAUCCGACAUACAACAGGACCAUGGGCUGUGCUGCAGACUGGCAAAAUACAGAUGCUUGUUCUUCCACCCCGAGGCAGCCUUCGUCGGAUGCAAAACAUCUCGCCACAAAUGAGUCUUUAUUCACAAAUGCUGAAGACGCGCCGUACUCGCUUGUUUGCCUAGACAAAGGCACCAAGGUUACUGUCUGUCACGGACCGACUCGUACUACCCCAGAAAGUGCCAGUGACCCUGUGUAUACUGUCGUUAACAAAAACAAGAAAGCAACCACUGCUUGCAAGACACAAGAGAUGAUUCCGCAGCCGACUCGUACUACCCCAGAAAGUGCCAGUGACCCUGUGCAUAGUGUCGUCAACAAGGACAAGAAAGCAAACACUGUUUGCAAGACACAAGUGAUGAUUCCACAGCACUUUUCUAAUUCUUCUCCCACAUUGGAAUCGGAUGACAUUGCAUAUAGUGUGGCGAACGAGUGCAAAGCAACAGAUGGAGGGACAUCACUUGAGCAUUCCACCACUAAGACUGAUGAUUGUAAACCCGAUGACAGCGACUAUGCAGAUAUCGUGGAAUUCUUCAGUAUCAAAUGAACAUGUUUUUUUUAACAUUGUUUAAUUCCCAAAUCGCAUAUUUGAAUACAUUUAUACACAUAAAAUUGAACGCAAUGUUUUGUGUCUUGAUACAUUGUAAACAAAAUAGUAAAACAUAAUAAUAUUGUAGUAAUAUCAUGUUCACCCAAUUUAUCGCGUAUUAUGUAUAAAUGAUGGGUCAUACUUCGCAAACAGAGCUGACGUUUUCCGUUAUAGUUUGUACCUGGGAUAUUUCUGUGUACAUAAUUUAUGACUUUUGCAUGCAUUUGACUGAUUCGGUUAUUAUGCCAUUAUCUGAUGCGUCGCUCUAAUUUCAUUGAUUUUUAUUAAAUUACUUUUUUUGCACAUGAAUAUGUAUGCGUUUUGAUUUUCUGUCAUACGUGUUAGCAGUUUUUAGUUACCACGCAUACAUUAUUAAUACUUUAAUAGAUAAGACACCGGAUUAAACUCCCAUGGGCUGGUCACAAUAGAUGUUUUUGGUAAAUAGCACGAUUACUGAACAACUGAUGUCAUUAUGUCUUAAUCACAUUGUUUCAUCAAUUUUCAUAUUAAAAUAAGAUAAAGUCAGAAACACGAAUCAGUUUAAAUGCUUUAAUUUAUGAAAGCUGCGUUGUUUCUUGUUGUUGUUUUUUUUUUCAAUUUGUAAAACAUAUGAUACUACGUAUUUUACACUAUUUAUUUUUAUUUGUUUGUUUUGUGAAAAAUAGUUUGCUGCGUUAUAUGUAUUUGCCAUCCCAACAUUUGAAUAGAAAACUUAGUAAUAACUUUUAUUUGAAACAAAUGCUUUUUCAAAUAUUCCUGUAUUUCUUUAUUGAAACUACAAUUUCUAGUUUCUUGCAAUAUUGUUUAUUGUAUUGCAUAUUAAUAGUACCUCUGUUGGUUGGGAAGCGGACAACGAGCGAGGCCUGGUA
This is a messenger RNA of Dreissena polymorpha, 2388 nucleotides long. RefSeq lists its product as uncharacterized. Lineage: Eukaryota; Metazoa; Mollusca; Bivalvia; Myida; Dreissenidae. Bases 428 to 1477 code for a protein of 349 amino acids. The transcript is spliced from 19 exons. The record is from RefSeq and is a predicted model, not a curated record.